This is a messenger RNA of Betta splendens (Siamese fighting fish), 738 nucleotides long. It is a transcript of the gene ostc, whose product is annotated as oligosaccharyltransferase complex subunit. NCBI's taxonomy places the organism in Eukaryota, Metazoa, Chordata, Actinopteri, Anabantiformes, Osphronemidae. The record is from RefSeq and is a predicted model, not a curated record. Gene Ontology annotation, cellular component: oligosaccharyltransferase complex. The transcript has 4 exons. Bases 66 to 515 code for a protein of 149 amino acids.
CACAUGUACUUCCGGGACACGUCACCAGAGCCAGCGGCAGCAGCAGCUGUACUGUAGCUGGAGCCAUGGAGACUUUGUACAGUUUACCGUUUGCUGUGCUCGAAUGUCCGAACAUCAAGCUGAAGAAGCCGUCGUGGCUGCACAUGCCGUCGCCUAUGACCGUGUACGCCGUCGUUAUUGUGUCCUACUUUCUCAUCACGGGAGGUAUAAUCUAUGAUGUUAUAGUGGAGCCCCCCAGUGUGGGUUCUAUGACUGACGAGCACGGACACCAGCGUCCAGUCGCCUUUCUGGCUUACAGGGUGAAUGGACAGUACAUUAUGGAAGGACUGGCCUCCAGUUUCCUCUUCACCAUGGGAGGCCUGGGCUUUAUUAUCCUGGACCGCUCCAAUGCGCCAAACAUUCCCAAACUCAACCGCUUCCUGUUGCUGUUUAUCGGCUUCGUCAGCGUGCUGCUCAGCUUCUUCAUGGCCAGAGUGUUCAUGCGCAUGAAGCUGCCAGGAUACCUCAUGGGCUAAAGUCCCAGACAGAACACUUCAACAUGUAGAUCUGAACAUAAAGAAGAACAAGUGGCUCAACAAAAAGAGAUUUAGUAAAAUUAGCAACAGUAAAGACUGAAAACACUGACCUUGCUCAAGAAAUUAGACCCAGCUGAUGUUUUUUUUUUUUGUAAAGGAAUCAUUGAACCGCUCACAGUUGCAUUUUUGUACAACCUUGUGGAAUAAAUCUUCAUUUCCAGAA